CGUCCACCUGGAGGUUCAUUUCGGUUUCAGCAUUUGUACAGGUGCGUGAGUUUCAUUCCGUGUUGGAACUCAGUGAAUAGUUUUGUUCUUCAAAGUUUAAUUGAGAAAAAAUGAAACAACAGACGGUGUAUGUUUUUCUAGUAGUGCUACUGGUGACGGUGUCUUAUGUGAAUGCCACGGUUUAUCUUUAUGCCAAGACAUGCUCGUCAUGCAAGGCUUACGGGGCUAAAUACUGCGGCUAUGGAAGCCUACACUCCAAAGGAUACGUUUCCUGUGACGGGGCGACGGCGAUAAAAAAUUGCGACGACUGCAAAAGAAGGCUCGGGCGAUGCCAAGAAAACUAUAUUACGGAGUGUUUCAUCGGUUGAGGACUUGGUAUUGAAUACGUGUGAUAUCGGAACCACUAACCAUAGUCGUACGAUUGCCUGUUGUAAAUCCUUUUAUCUCACUUGUUAAACAGCAAUACAUUUGCUUGUUCCGUCAGGUCAAAAGAAUAGCUUACACUUAGGACUCCCAGAGCUAUAUAAAGAUAAUAAAAAAAACUAUUGAAAACA
Malaya genurostris is the source of this 554-nucleotide messenger RNA. RefSeq lists its product as uncharacterized. Lineage: Eukaryota; Metazoa; Arthropoda; Insecta; Diptera; Culicidae. Bases 111 to 368 code for a protein of 85 amino acids. The transcript is spliced from 3 exons. The record is from RefSeq and is a predicted model, not a curated record.